AAUAAAUAAAAUUAAAAUUAAAUCGAACACAGACCUAGUUAUCAACUCGACUAAACUUAAGUGAACAACUUAAGAUAACAAUAAUAGUGUUAUCGUAGAGAUGUAGACGUUAUAGAUUGAUAAUGUUUAAUCUUUAUUAUUCAUAGGCAUUAUUAAAUAUAUUGUGUGAUAACGCCUUACUAGACUUCUAGGGAAGGGAAAAUAUUUUUAUGAAUGUACGGUAUAUUAUUUAUUGAAUACAAUACUUUGAUAGUUGUUGUACGAUAUAUCGAAGAAAUGAGGUUGGCAACUCUGCGAUGGCAUCAAUAUUUGUUCAUGUAACACUGCAGAAAUUUAUAAUAACAAUCAAAUUUUCGUCUAUGAAAACGUCUUCACAAGUGCUAUCUUUAUUGGCGGUUGCUGUAAAAAACGCGUGUAUGUGCAAGGAUCCAGCUAUGGAUGAGAAUCCACCUGUAAAGAAUGGUGAUCCCAUGGAACUUUCUUCCGAUGACUUACUUGGUGUGAUGAAAAAUAUUUCAAUGGUAAAAAAUGGCUUAAUGUCUUAUGAAAAUGAUACGAUACAAAUCGAAAUGGGUAAUAGCGAUGCAGAUGCAAUGUUUACAAUUGGGGAUAACGAUUUAAGUUCUUUUGAAAAAGAUCUAUUAGAUAAUGUAAUUGGAAUGGCUGAAGAAGAAGUUGUUACUCAAUAUGAUGAAACACCUACUGUAAAAGAGAAUUUCAACAAACUUGUAAACAAAGGUAAAAUGUUGAGUGAGCGACUUCAAAAAAUAAUAUCAAAGUUACAAAAUAUACAACUUAAAACAAUGAGCAAGUGUUCCACUCAAGAAAUCUAUAAUGUAUUACAAUCGCAUAAAAGUAACGCUAUUAAAAAUAUCAAAUCAACAUUGCUCAAAGUUCAAAAAAGGCAAUCCAAUCCAUUUUUGAAAAGUUUACUCUGUGAUGAAAUUAAAGAUGGUGAAAAAGUUUUUGGAAUGUUAGAGUCACAAAUUAAAACAGUAAAUGAAGAAUACGACUCAGAAGCAACAGCUAGUGAUUCAGAAAGUGAUACGUUAGGAGAAACCAGCGAAGAAGAAUUACAAUCAUCUAAUUGUCCUAUAGAAAAAAGCAAUUCUUGGAAGUGGCUUCAUGAAAGGGCAAGUAUUGCAUACCGAUUAACUUGGCUAGUUAAUGUUAUGUCUGAUAUAGAGUUCAAAAUUAAUUUUUAUAAUGAAGCAUUAAAUCGAUAUUCUUCUCAUCCUUAUAUACAAGACCAGGAAGAAGAAUCUGGUAGAAGAUGUUUUCCAUAUGAACCAAAAACUCGGCAUAGAAUGUUAAUGCAACCUCCACUCAUAAACUUGGCUGCAGCAUUAAGAAAAGGAGACAAAGCCAAAUUAAAUCGUAUUAAUCCCUGUGAUUGCUAUGGGAUUGAUUCUUGUCCUACUUGUGUAAGUCUUCAACGCCAUUCAAAUGAUUCUGGUCAUUUUUUGAGUGAUACUUUUCACCCAGUUCUAUCAUAUUCCAAAGACAUUUCUUUAAAUGUUGCAUUAUCUAAUGAGUUAGGAAAAUCGUCUUUUCAUCUAAAACAAAAAAAUAAGUCUUCAUCUAGUACAGAUUUUAAUAAAUAUUUUGUGGACCGGACUCCUGAACAAAGUCCUACUACUAGGCAAGUUCCACCUGUUAAAUUACAAAAUGCUUGGCCUACCCGCAAUGAUCCAAUUACCAAAUUCAAUCGAAAUCAAAGGCAAGCAAGAAAAAGAAGAAGAAUACGUUAUAGCAAACAUAAAAGAAGUAGAAUGGAUGAAGAUUAUAAAUAUAACAGUCGAAGAAGUAGUGAAAGUAUUUGUGAUGAUGAUGAUCUUGAUGAUGCAUAUGAUGAAGACAAUUAUGACUCUGAUCCUGAUUAUAGUCCUUGGUUCCCAAGAACAGGAGAUAAAACUUACAAUGCUAAGCGUGAGUAUGAUAUUGACAAUAUUGUAAUACCAUAUAGUAUUGCUGCUGCAUCAAGGGUUGAAAUGGUCAAGUAUAAAGAAAUAGUUACCCCCAAAUGGCGUAUUGUUAAAGAAUUAGACGUAGAUCCUGUUGAAUUUGCUGCAACAGUUCCAGAACCAGAAGUUGUUGAAGAUCUUGAUGAUGGUAAACGUAGUGCUCAUCAUGAAGCGUGUGAAAUGGAAGAACGAAUGAGAUUUAGGACUACAAAGAAACAAACAGAGCGCACGCAUAAGAAUAGUGGCCAUUGUAGUAGUGGUGAAAAUACAUCCGAAGCAAUGUCACCACUAUUUGAAAGUCGGUCCCCAAUGCCUACUGUUGAAGAAGAACCAGAUGCAGGACCUAGUACUCAAGAUUGGAACCAAUAAAAUAUUUUUAUUAUUGAUAAAUAUUGUAUAUUAUAAACUGUAAAAACUAGAUAUUAUAAUUUAGGUUA
Melanaphis sacchari is the source of this 2401-nucleotide messenger RNA. RefSeq lists its product as uncharacterized. Bases 297 to 2333 code for a protein of 678 amino acids. Lineage: Eukaryota; Metazoa; Arthropoda; Insecta; Hemiptera; Aphididae. The transcript has a single exon. The record is from RefSeq and is a predicted model, not a curated record. Gene Ontology annotation, cellular component: NSL complex. Gene Ontology annotation, molecular function: histone acetyltransferase binding.